Anolis sagrei ordinatus is the source of this 5736-nucleotide messenger RNA. It is a transcript of the gene PCDH20, whose product is annotated as protocadherin 20. NCBI's taxonomy places the organism in Eukaryota, Metazoa, Chordata, Lepidosauria, Squamata, Anolidae. Gene Ontology annotation, cellular component: plasma membrane. Gene Ontology annotation, biological process: homophilic cell-cell adhesion. The record is from RefSeq and is a predicted model, not a curated record. Gene Ontology annotation, molecular function: calcium ion binding.
AAGACAGAGCUGUUCAGCAGUGGAACUCUCCGCCCUAGAGUGUGAUGGAGGUGCCUUCUUUGGGGGCUUUUAAACAGAGGCUGGAUGGCCAUCUGCCAGGGGUGUUUUGAAUGUGAUUUCCUGCUUCUUGGCAGGGGAUUGGGCUCUUCCAACUCUAGGAUUCUAUGAGGAAGGAAGGGAGAGGAAAAAGAGGGAGCGAGAGAGCAAGAAAAGGUGAAGGAAGGAGAGGGAGAGGAAGAAAAAAGGCAAGGCUGCAAGAGAAGUCCAACAUGAGCAAAUAACGUUCUUCUUUCUUCUCUCUCUCUUUGGAGGCGAAUCUCCCCAAAGCAAGGCGCAGCCAAUGGCGUGGUCGGAUUCCGCCAGAGCAGGCAGCACUUUCCUGCUCCUUGGUUUGCGCGCCUGCUGCUGCUGCGCCAGCCUCUCUUCUCUGCUCUUCUCUUCUCUUCAGCCUCGCAUCCGCGGGGUCCCGUCGGGGAAGGCUGAAGGAGGGCUGGAGUGUGCGUCAAGCGCUCGCCUCACAGCAUCCGUUUUCCAUUCCAAAGGAGCGCGCGCGCGAGAGAGAGAGGCAGGGACAGGAUCGGAAGAGUUCGGCGCGGCCACUCUUGGGAGGGCGCCUCGUGCCAGUGCCGCGCACCUCCUUGCACAGGAAGCGGGCGCUGUUCUCCAAACUCGGCACGAGGGAGCCAAAGCAGCGCGCGAGGAGGCGAAGGAGGCGGAAGGGGGAAAGAGAGCUCGCACCUGAACUGAAUCCUCCCCCCCCCUUCCCCUCUGCCGUUGUUAAUUGGACGUCCUGCGAGGCGAUUGGCUGGAGUUCUGGGGGUCAUUUGCAUGAGGCCAGGCGCCUCCCGUGCCUCCUCGGCGGAGCCCCUCCUCCUCCUCCCCUUCCUCCCUUGGCACGGGGACCCUCCGCGGCCGCAUUUGGGGAUGCGCCGCCGAGGGAAUGAGACGCCGCGGCGCCGCUGCUUGCCCCCCGCCUUAGCCUCCCGCCGCCUCCUGGGCAAGAGGCACCCGGUGGCGCCGGCGGCUAUGGGGCAGCCACCCAGCCCGGGGAGCAGCACCACCGUCGGCCAGAGGAACCUCCCGAACCUGCUCAUUUUCCUGCUCUUCCUUGGACCUUUCAACUGCUUUGCAAGCUACAGCCGUGCCACCGAACUUUUCUACAGCAUCAAUGAAGGGCUACCUGCCGGGUUCCUCAUCGGGAAUCUAGCCCAGGAUUUACAGCUACCAGGGGCAGCAGAGAAAGAGAGGGAGGCAGCUGUGGAGGGAGGCUGGCAACAGCCCGAACAAUGGGGGAAAAUCCCUCUCUCCUUCAAUCUUGCCUCCCAGGGAUUGGGAGGUCAGUAUGUCAACCUGAACAACCGGACAGGAGAAUUGUACACCUCUGCCCAAGAGAUUGAUCGGGAGACAUUAUGCACAGAGGAUAACGUUGGUUCCAGUUUGGUUGCCUCCUCCUCCUCCUCUCCACUGCUCUCUUCUGAGUCCUGUUUGUUGUUGCUGGAUGUUCUGGUGUUGCCUCAGGAGUAUUUCCGCCUUGUCAAGGUGAAGAUUGCCAUCCAUGAUAUCAAUGACAAUGCACCAUGUUUUCCCAUGCCACAGAUACGCCUCUUUGUGCCUGAGAAUUCACCGAUCAACACCCGUUUAGCGAUAGAGCACCCAGCUGUAGACCCAGACAUGGGUACUAAUGGGGUCCAGAUAUACCAACUGCAAGAUGACUAUGGAGUAUUCACAUUGGAUGUUGAGGAGAAUGAAAGUGGGGAAAGAACGCCUUACCUGAUUGUCAUGGGUGCCUUGGACAGGGAGGCUCGAGAUGAAUAUGUUACACUCAUAACAGCAGAGGAUGGAGGAGUUCCACCACUGGUGGGCACUGCCACCCUCACCAUUGGCAUCAGCGACAUCAAUGACAACUGUCCCCAAUUCAAUGAGACCCAGAUAAAUGUCACUGUCUUUGGGAACUCUAGUAUUGGUUUAGACAUAGCCUCUGUCCAUGCUGUAGACGUGGAUGAGGGCAUCAAUGCAGAGAUCACCUAUUCGUACAGCCAGAAGGUGGCACAAUCAUCUCGCACUUUGUUCCAUCUUGAUGAAAGCACAGGCACCAUCAAACUCUCCAAGAGGAUUAAUGGUGACACUCCUCGUCUUCAUCGGCUGAGCGUCUUGGCAAAUGGUCCUGGUUGUAUACCAGCUGUGAUCACUGUGUCAGUAUCUAUCAUUAAAGUUAUGAUGCGACCUCCUGAAGUGAUCCCUCGUUUCAUAGCCAAUGAAGCAGAAGGGGUUGUUUACCUGAGGGAAUUAGAACCUGUUAACACACCAAUUGCAUUUUUUACCAUUAAGGACCCAGAUGAAAAAUACAAAGUGGAUUGCUAUUUGGAUGGUGAUGGCCCAUUCAGGUUGUCACCGUACAAACCAUAUCACAAUGAGUACUUACUGGAGACUACAAAACCAUUGGAUUAUGAGACUCAACAGCUCUAUGAAAUAUCAGUGGUUGCAUGGAACACUGAAGGAUUCCAUGUAAACAAAAUAGUUAAAGUUCAGGUUCUGGAUGAUAAUGACAAUUCGCCUGUUUUCUCUCAAUCACUAAUAGAAUUAACAAUUGAGGAAAAUAAUGCUCCCCAUGCUUUUUUGACCAAGUUGUAUGCAACAGACGCUGACAGUGGAGAAAGAGGCCAAGUGUCUUACUUCCUAGGACCUGAAGCACCAUCAUAUUUUUCUUUAGAUAAAGACACGGGAGUCCUGACAGUUUCCACCCAACUGGAUAGAGAAGAAAGAGAAAAAUAUCGCUAUACAGUAAAAGCGGUAGAUUCUGGAAUGCCACCCAGGGAAUCAAUAGCCACAGUUACAAUUUUAGUUCUGGAUAAGAACGACAACAGUCCGAGAUUCAUCAAUAAGGAUUUUAGCUUUUUUGUGCCAGAGAAUUUCCCAGGCUUUGGUGAAAUUGGAGUUUUAAGCGUCACUGAUGCAGAUAUAGGACAAAAUGGAUGGGUUGCACUUUCAGUUGUAAAUGGAAGUGAUAUCUUUGUUAUAGACACUGGCAAAGGAGUUUUAAGAGCAAAGGUCUCUCUAGAUAGGGAACAACAGAGCUCCUACACCAUAUGGGUUGAAGCGGUGGAUGGAGGUGAUCCUGCCUUGUCCUCAACUGCGAAAAUAACCAUCCUUUUGCUGGACAUAAAUGACAACCCACCACUUGUCUUGUUUCCUCAGUCUAAUAUGUCUUACCUCCUGGUCCUUCCUUCUACACUGCCUGGCUCACCAAUCACAGAAGUCUAUGCAGUAGAUAAUGACACAGGCAUGAAUGCGGUCAUAGCAUACAGCAUCAUAGGAAGAAGAGGCCCCCGGCCAGACUCCUUUAAGAUUGACCCCAAGACAGGCAACAUCACUCUGGAAGAAUCACUCAUGCAGAACGACUAUGGCCUCUAUCGACUUCUUGUUAAAGUUAGCGAUCAUGGCUACCCAGAACCUCUCCAUUCCACAGUCAUGGUGAACCUCUUUGUCAAUGACACAGUCAGCAAUGAAAGCUACAUUGAAAGCCUUUUGAGGAAAGAGCCUGACAUUAAUAUUGAGGAAAAGGAACCACAAAUCUCUAUAGAACCCACACACAAAAGAGUGGAAGUGGCAUCUUGCAUGCCUACCUUAGUAGCCCUGUCAAUAAUAAGUUUGGGUUCAAUAACACUGGUAACUGGGAUGGGUAUUUAUAUCUGCCUAAGGAAAGGGAGAAAAUACCAUACAGAUGAUGAACAUUUGGAAGUACAGAUCCCAUUAAAUGCAAGAAUCGAUCUGCAUAUGCUAGAGAAGAAACCAGUGGAAAUUUCCAACAUCUGAAUGGUUUCACACAGACAGUCUCAACCAAAACAUUCUUGAGAGUGACUCACUCCCAAGUGGGAGAUUGCCAGCAGGACCUACAGUGAAGGACUACUGAUUUAUAACUUAUUAUAAUUGUAAAUAGCUGUUUACAGGUUUUUAUGAAAAAGAAAAAAGGGAAAAAAUCAAAUUCAAUGUACAGCCUUUUAAAAAGUUGAAACCUUAGUGCUAACAGCUAGUAAUCUGUCUGUGCAGACGUGGCCCUCAAAAGACCCAUCUAUAGAACAAGUCAGUAUUCAUAAAGUGAAGGUAAGACGAUGACAUAUUCAUUGUUACGUUCUUCAAUGCUCAAAGUCAUUUUUGACCACAAGAGGGCAUCAUCAACUAUUCCUAUGAAUGAAACUGUUUAAAAGAAAAUGAAAAGUAUAUUUUGAAAUGUUUGAGGAUUUUUGUAUAAAGGGGAAAGAGAAAAAAAGUAUGGGUUUGAGGUAAAGCAAAUAUAUCUUCUAUUGUAUAUAUGUGAAGAUGACAAGAAAAUAUGCACUGGUAAAUAAAAACAGAAUGUUUUAUUACCUCAGAUGUUAAUAUAUAUAUAUAUAUAGGAAAGGCAUUAACAAGAAGUGCAAUUUCUUGAGGGUGCACACCAUCCCAUGUGUGAUUGUGAACAGAAAGGAGAUGUUCACUUUUCACUCAAUAUAGACAAAAACUGUCAAUUAUUUCAGCAGUUCCCUUUUCAUUUUGAAAUAACAGGAUUCCUUGAAACAAAUGAAGGUAUGCCAUGUGGGAUCUAAAACAGUCCAUGUCUCAGAAAGAUAAGGGUUUGACUGGUGUUACUGUCAUCCCUAUAUAAUAGUAGCUUCUAAAGCCUCAUCAAAUGCAUCUCUGGAAGGUUUCUCAAGCCUUGCAAGCAUUUUCUCAGGAGGCUUGAGGACCAAUCACUGGAAUCCUAGACAUCCUAUUUUUGAAGACAUUGCAGCCUGAUCUUGUCAUACUGAUUCCAAUUGGGCUUUCUUCUGUAGAUCAGGGCACCUGAUAUUUUGAUCUUCAGUUUCUAUAACUGCUGACUGUCUUAAGUGGGACCCAUGGGAGUUGAAGUCUAAAACCUUUGGAAGGCCAUAGUCUUGUUAUAAGUGAAGGUAUAUGGGAGUGUUGUCUAAAUGCAACAAAUCACAGAAUUGAUGAAAGGCCAAUUAUUUCCACAAGAGCAGCAAAGCCUGAUAAAAUCCAUCUCCAAUCCAGCAAGGGGAAGCAUAUUUAGAAGCAGAGUUCCAUAUAUCAAUUUGGUCUUUUGGCUCUGAUCCACAGGUACAAAACGAUGAAAGUCUAAGGCCCCUUCCACACAACUGAAUAAAAUCCCACAUUUUCUGCUUUGAACUGGAAUAUAUGGCAGUGUGGACUCAAAUAACCCAGUUCAAAGCAAGUAUUGUGGGACUUUCUGCCUUGAUAUUCUGGGUUAUUUGUCUGUGUGGAAGGGCCUUAAGUCUUAUUCAUAAACCAGCAGACAGAUAAUUCUUUUCCCCCUUUCUGCCCCAUCCAAGUUACAAACACUGGUAGUACUUAAAAUAUCCUUUGUUGAGGGUGUUCCUACAUGUAAUCCCUUACUACAUGAGUUUUUGAACGGAGGCCCAUAAUUACGUUUCCUUCAUUGCAGGAUAUUGCAGCUGUAUCUACCAACAACUAUUUACCAUGUUAUACAUACUUCUCUCUGUUUAUGAUUCUUCAUUGGUGACUCCCAUGUCAAUUGGAUACUGAACUCAGUCUGGAUUUUACUCUGAACUUUAAAAAUGCAUGCAUGGUGCUGAAAUUAAGCCCCCAAAUAUUUCAGCACGAUGGAUAGCUCUAGGCUGUAUCCACACUGCAGAAUCAUAGCAGUUUGGCACCACAUUAACUGCUUUGCCUUAAUAUUAUGUAUUUUUGUGUAUUUGGGUUGUAUUUUUGUGAGAU